Ambispora gerdemannii is the source of this 1260-nucleotide messenger RNA. The record is from the annotation of a GenBank genome assembly. Lineage: Eukaryota; Fungi; Glomeromycota; Glomeromycetes; Archaeosporales; Ambisporaceae.
AUGCAAUCGUCUAAAAGUAAAGAGUCUAGCAUUGGUAAUGGCUCUUUGAGAUCACCAAUUCGCCAAAUCCAACAACAUACGGUGGAUCCGGUCGCCAUUAGGAACAUCCAUUCCCAAAACCAACCGACCAAGCGUUCUGUUGCUAAUUUCAAUACUCGGCGUCAAUCAUCCAAUACGAAUACUAAUGAAAAAUCGCAAUACUCGAGGGAUAAAAAACGUCAACCCAGGAAUAAUCGUUCUUCAAAAGUUCCCAAACAUCAGCCAAAUAAGAAUCUCGCGGCUAACGUCAGUGUGAAAAAGAGUGCAAAUAUUCACCCGUUGGCUACCUUCUCGACGAAACAGGAACACCAGCAUCAAGCUAAGAACAUAAAUCAACAAGAAGUAGCUCAACCCUUGUUACCUAUCCCGCCAAAUAAGCUAUAUAUUUGCAUGAAAAAAAUUGGAAUGAUUGAUCGCCACUUCUCGGAUAUAUCUCUCAAGGUGGAACAUAGCACAUUUAAACAAAAUUAUCACCUAAACGCGAUCAAUACCGUACGCUCACCAUUUAUACAUGAAGCGCUGACCAAUUCUUCGUCAGAUGAGAUCAUUUUAUUCUUGGAUGCUGCGAAUAUAACUCCUGAAGGAAUUAGAAUAUGUUUCGCUCAUAUGAUCGAGUCUUCACUCCAUCGAAUCAACCCAAGCAAUGUGAAAAAUGUUUUUGCAGCCGCAUACUAUUUAGAAAUGAAGGAUAUCUGCGCCUGGUCUUUAGAGAUUCUGAAAAAAGAUAUUAAUCAUAAGACUGUUAUCUCAUACAUCAAAUUCUUUGAAAAGCAUUAUAAAGAAUAUGCUAGCUCAAUCGAGGAUCUCUGUUAUGCAUUCCUCAUCAGAAAACUUCCAAAGGUGCUCCAAGCUUUCAAGUUUAACACCAAUAACACUAAUCAUCUUCACGAAGGACAGAAUGUUUGUAAAUUGCAAUCCGGUAGUGGUUUCUGCCACAAUCGUGGCUACCAAGAGCUUUUAAAUAUCUAUGCUCAACUUCCGUUCACCUGGAUGAAGCGAAUUCUGGAAUCGAAAAAUCUUCUUGUGACCAGCAAUAUGCGAUACAAAGUCGCAAAAGAUCUCAUCGCCAAACGGCAAGAACUUAAAACCGUCACCAACAGCGAAUUCGUUUACCUGACAUUCGGGACCCAACAUUACCAAAAUAUCACGCUUGUGGAAAAAUCCCGUGAUCUACAAAAAGGGUUCCGGCGCGUCUUAUUUAAGGUAUCUAAUCGAAAAUAA